Messenger RNA from Lecanosticta acicola, 1205 nucleotides. Lineage: Eukaryota; Fungi; Ascomycota; Dothideomycetes; Mycosphaerellales; Mycosphaerellaceae. The record is from the annotation of a GenBank genome assembly.
AUGCCGCGCAUCAAUCUGCCCCCGCUGACCCGCGCUCUGCUCCUCGUCGUCUUCUCCCUUUCCGCCCUCAACGUCGUGCUGCGGACCAACAAAUGGCGGAGCUCCCUCGACUCGACCCCUUCCGCGACCGUCGCCUCCAACUACCUGUCGAGUCCCCGAUGGGCCAUACCAUACCUCGUCCUCAUCCCCACGCAGAGCAUACGCCAUCCUUGGACAUUCUUGACUGGCUCCUUAGUGGAGAACAACCUGGUUUCAAUCGCUAUAUCCGCCAGCGUCAUCUACUUUGGUGGAAGAUAUCUUGAACGCGCGUGGGGGAGCAGGGAGUUUGCAAAAUUCGUCGCCUUUGUCACAAUCAUCCCAAACACUGCUACCUUCUUCAUCUAUGCGCUUUGGCAUGCAGUGAUUGGGCGCGCGCCCGAAUUGUGAGUGCUUCUUCUAUUACACGUCGAGAUGGAGCUGGAGGCGAGAUGGCAGACUAACGGACCUGCGCCAGCCCGACUCCUCUCAAUGGCCUCGUCGCUCUGGAAGCUGGCUUCCUCGUAUCGCUGAAACAGCUGGUCCCUGAGCACACCGUCUCGAUCUUCAAAGGUCUUAUCCGCAUGCGAAUCAAGCAUUUCCCUGCCGUCUUUGUUCUCGCCAACAUGCUGUCUGGGCCUCUUCUCGGCACAGACACGGCCACAUGGUUGAGUUUGUGGGGCUUUCUCACCUCGUGGAUCUAUCUGCGCUUCUACAGGAUCUCGGAAAUCACCAGCUCGGCCACUGGAGGCGAGGGUUCCGUCAUGAAAGGCGAUGCCAGUGACACGUUCGCAUUCGUCGCCUUCUUUCCCGACGUUGUGCACCCAUUCCUAUCGCCAGUCUGCGACGCCAUCUACAAAACCUUGGUCCAGCUGAGCGUCUGCACACCAUUCUCCGUCGAGGCAAUCGAGGCUGGCAACGAAAAUGCUGCCUCCCGCUCGGAAGCCGGUCUACCAAGUAUCAUGAACAGCAGAGGAACUGGCGGUGGCCGCCGAGCAGAAGCAGAGAGGCGACGGGCCCUCGCAUUGAAGGCGUUAGACCAGCGCCUGAGUGCUGCCGCUGCAAGUCGCGGGACAAGCCCGUCACAGCCUGUUACCACCGUCCAGGCCACUCUCAGUGCAGAUGCAAUAGACUCCUCCGUUGGGGGAGAAGCCGUAGAACAGUCUGCAGUAAAGGAGGCGCAGGCAUGA